Topomyia yanbarensis is the source of this 1386-nucleotide messenger RNA. RefSeq names its product nuclear migration protein nudC (gene nudC). Bases 172 to 1164 code for a protein of 330 amino acids. The record is from RefSeq and is a predicted model, not a curated record. Lineage: Eukaryota; Metazoa; Arthropoda; Insecta; Diptera; Culicidae. Gene Ontology annotation, cellular component: cytoplasm. The transcript has 4 exons. Gene Ontology annotation, biological process: protein folding.
UGUUUUUCUAGAAGUAUCGAACCGAAGCAAAUUGCAUUUAGCUUUGUGUAAAACGUUGUAGUGUAAAAUAAACUGGAAGUCUGAAUUGAGCAGAAAGCAAGUUAAAAACGAGUGAGUUAAAUCGAAAAUCCUUCGAAACUUGAGUGCAGAACAAUACAAACGACUGCUAAAAUGUCUGUCGAGGAAGGAAAGUUUGACCCGGUGCUGUUCUCGUUGGCAGAACAACAUACUGGUGGUGUCCCAGAGUUGCUGGCAACGAUUGCAGGAUUUUUAAAUCGUAAAACGGAUUUUUUCGUUGGUGGCGAAGAUGGUGAGUGGGAAAAGCUUGUGCUGAAAAUCUUUCGCCAGGAAGCCGAGCUGGCACAGGAAGUUGCCAGGAAGAAGCGCGAGGAACGUGAGGUAGCGGAAAGGAGACGGGCCGAGGCUCGCCGGAAAAGGGAAGAGAAGGAAGAAAUGGAACAGGAACAAGCGGCGCAGCAGUCGGCGGCUAUAACGGAGUUGACCGACGCAGAAGCGGAGGAUAUGAUGAAGGAAAUCAAAGACGAAAAAGAGGGCAAUGUCGAGAAAGCUGAAGAAAAAAAUGAAAAACCAGCUGAAUCCGAGGGGGCCGACGACGACGACGAAGAGCCCGAGGAUAAGGGUAAGCUUAAACCGAAUCGAGGUAAUGGCUGCGAUUUGGAAAAUUACAAAUGGACGCAAACAUUGCACGAAAUUGAAUUACGUGUGCCAUUUAAUGUAAAGUUCACACUGAAGGCAAAGGACGUUCAGGUUAGUAUUCAGCGUAAAACGUUGAAAGUAGGUCUCAAAGGACACCCUCCGGUGAUUGAUGGAGAAAUGUAUGGGGAGGUUAAAGUGGAAGAAUCACUAUGGCAUUUGGACAAGAAUACCGUUGUUGUUACACUGGACAAGGUUAAAGAGAUGGGAUGGUGGGAUAAGCUUGUCAAAACGGAUCCUCCUAUUAACACCAGAAAGAUUAACCCAGAAUCGUCCAAGCUGUCGGAUUUAGAUGAUUCCACUCGUGGAAUGGUGGAAAAGAUGAUGUUUGACCAGCGACAGAAGGAAAGGGGACUGCCGACUAGUGACGAGCAGAAGAAACAGGAUUUGUUGCAGAAGUUCAUGACGCAACAUCCGGAAAUGGAUUUCUCUAAAUGCAAAUUCACCUAGACUUGUGUGAUGAUGUAAGGAUACCUAUGCAUAAAUAAGUCGUGUUCUAGUUCUAACGCAUAAUAAUCGUAAUAGUGAUAAGAUUCUCAUACUUUCUGCUGAUAUGUUCAUUGAAUUGAAUUAUUAUCAAUUCAGAGGUUUAACAUUGGUGUAAAAUUCGUUCGCCUCUGCUGCUGACAUUCAAUUGAAAUUAUGAUAAAUAAAUAAUAGUAGCAAGACCAA